Molecule: messenger RNA, 1713 nt
Organism: Phalaenopsis equestris
Lineage: Eukaryota; Viridiplantae; Streptophyta; Magnoliopsida; Asparagales; Orchidaceae
Product: pentatricopeptide repeat-containing protein At4g02820, mitochondrial-like
Cellular component (GO): mitochondrion
Molecular function (GO): protein binding
Source: RefSeq, a predicted model, not a curated record
UAAUGCUUCUUGCCCGACGCCUCUGUGCUGCGACCUACCCGCUCUCCACUCUGCCUUCCAAGCCAUUCUUACAAUCGUCCACAGUCGCCAUCCGGGCCAUCUCAACCUCGUCUUCCGCCGACUUUUCAUAUGAUACCCGUAGCGGCGGCGGUGGUGGCGGGACUUUAGGGCAAAGGCUGCUAAGUCUCAUCUACCCCAAGCGCAGUGCGGUGAUCGUCCUCCGGAAAUGGGCGGAGGAGGGGAAGACGAUACAGAAGUACCAGCUCAACCGUGUUGUUCGCGAGCUGCGGAAACACAAGCGCUUCAAGCAUGCCCUCGAGAUAUGUGAAUGGAUGAGAACUCAACCAGACAUAAAGCUACUUCCCGGCGACUACGCCGUGCACUUAGACCUAAUUUCCAAGGUCCGAGGUAUCAGCAGCUCCGAGAAGUUCUUCGAAGAUCUUCCCGAUCGAAUGAAAGCGCAAUCCACCUGCACAGCCCUCCUCCAUGUUUACGCGCAGAACAAACUGUCGAUCAAGGCAGAACAGCUCAUGAAAGAGAUGAAAUCUCAUGGUUUCCUCACCUGCUGCUUACCUUACAACCACAUGUUAACUCUCUACGUCUCCACCGGCGAGCUCGAUAAAGUACCAGAAAUAAUCAAGGAGCUGAAGAAGAACACCACACCGAAUGAAUUCACUUAUAAUCUAUGGUUGAGUACGUGCGCUGAUAAGUCGAUGUGUGGCGCAGAAGCCGCCAUUGUCGAUAUGGCUAGGUACAAAGUGGCUGGAGAUUGCAUCACAUUCAGCAUUCUGGCCAACAUUUACAUCAAAGCAGGUCGUGCGAUGAAGGCGAGAGAGGCAUUGGAGAAGAUGGAGAGGAGGAUUUCGAGAAAACAUCGAGCCUCUUUCUGUUCCCUGGUAAGCUUGUACGCCGCUCUCUCCGAUCGAGAGAAUCUACGAAGAAUAUGGAGUAGAAUGAAAUCCAUGUUUCGAAAGAUGAGCGAUGAAGAGUACAGAUGCGUUCUCGUCUCGCUCCUGAAGUUAGAUCUUGUUGAUGAGGCCGAAGCUAUCUAUGGCGAGUGGGAGUCUGUUUCAGGAACUCGAGAUUCGAGAGUCUCGAAUGUUCUUCUUGCGUACUACACGAAGAACGAUAUGAAGAAGGCGGAGAACUUCCAUGAGCGCGCACAGAAGGCCGGGAUCGUACCGAGUUAUACGACUUGGGAGAAUCUGGCAUUAGGGUUUCUUCACUUGAAGAAGAUGGAUGAGGUUUUGCGCUGUUUGAAGGAAGCUUUCUCCUGCGUGAAGAAAUGGGAGCCUAACGCUGGGCUUGUGAGGGAGGUGCAGAAAGGAUUUGAAAAUGGUGGUGAUUCAGAAGGAGCGGAGAGGUUCUUAGUGCUGCUUCGUGAUGCUGGAUAUGUUGAGACUGAGAUUUACAACGCUUUGCUGCGCACAUAUGCGAAUGCGAGGAAGAUGCCUCUGAUAGUUGAAGAACGCAUGAGAGCGGAUGGUUUGGAGAUGGACGAGGAGAGCAAGAGAUUGAUUAGGUUGACCAGAAAAUUCUGCGUUGGAAGUGCUGAGAGCUUGAUUUCAUUAUGAGGUAUUUAUUUUCCUCUUUAUUUUAUGAAAAAAUAUUAGGUGCCGACAACAUGGGUGCGGAUUUAGUGAUAUUGUGGUGCAAUACCAUCAAUCUACGUGUGCGAAUCUUACACGUAAUAUUAGAAAAGAAAAAUCUUUA